GUUCCGGACCGUGGCUGCCUCCGGAUUCCGAAUCAGCAGCCGGGAGGCAGGAUGGCGCGCUACUUGCAGAGGAGCAGCUGUGGGCACCGGGGAGAAGGACUGAGGGCGACCGCAGCCCUGGUCCCCGGGCAGCUCCUCUAUUCCGCUUCGCCCUAUGCUUACAUUCCUUCCAAGAAAGCCAGGGGAUCCAUCUGUGAACACUGCUUUUCCAGGAAGGAAUCUCUGCUGCGAUGUUCUCAGUGCAAGUUGGCAAGAUAUUGCAAUGCAACAUGCCAGAAAUUGGCCUGGCCAGAACACAAGCGUGAAUGCAAGUGUUUGAGAAGCAUCUAUCCUCAAGUUCCAACUGAUAUGGUUAGGCUUGUUGCAAGGAUAAUCUUUAAAUUGAUGACUGGGUCGUCCUGCUCAUCAGAGGAGUUGUACCCUGUGUCAGACCUACAAUCCAAUAUCAAAGAGAUGAGUGAAGAAGUGAAAGAAGGCCUUGGGCAACUUGCAAUCAUGCUGCAAUUUUAUAUGAAAGAGGAAAUUCACGAUGCAUCCCAGCUGGUUCCUGGUUUAAAUCUUCUUCACCUCUUUGGUCAAGUGACAUGCAACUGUUUCACCAUCAGUGACAGCGAGAUGCAGGAAGCUGGUAUCGGCCUCUACCCCAGCAUGUCUCUGCUGAACCACAGCUGUGACCCGAACUGUGUGAUGGUCUUUGAAGGGAAACUGCUCCGGCUUCGCGCAGUUCAACAGAUUCAGCGGAAUGAAGAGCUGACGGUCAGUUAUAUCGAUGUCAUGGCAACAAGCCAGGAGCGACGGAGACAGACAGAGAAGCAGUACUGCUUUACAUGUGACUGCCAACACUGUGAGACCGGACACAAGGAUGCUGAUAGGCUGGCUGGUGAGGAGCACUGCUGGAUGGAAGUCAAGGACAUGAUUCCAAAGGUGGAGGAAUUACAGGCUGCUGCAAACUGGGAGCAGCUUGUGGACACCUGCCAAGCUUUUACAAGUAAGAGUCAAGAUGUCCUUCCAGACACAAACCUCUAUCUGCUGAAGAUGCUUGAUGCCGCCAUGGAUGCUUGUAUUCACCUCGCUCGGUGGGAGGACGCCUUGUCUUUUGGCCUGAGGACUCUGCAUCCCUAUCAGUUGUACUACGCUGGUCCACAUCCCGUGAGAGGAGUGCAGCUCAUGAGGGUGGGCAAGCUGCAACAUCACCAAGGGAAGCUGAGCCAAGCAUUGGGCACUCUAAAGCAGGCAUUUGACGUUCUGAAGGUGACCCAUGGAAGGGAACAUCCCCUGACCAGCAACCUGCUGCAGCUUCUGGCAGACUGUGAGGCGGAACUCAACAGCAGACUGGAGUAGAUGUCAAUGCCAGCCGGUGUGUGUGUGUGUGUGUGUGUGUGUGUGUGUGUGUGUGUGUGUGUGUGUGUGUGUGUGUGUGUGUGUGUGUGUGUGUGUGUGUGUGUGUGUGUAAAUGUGUGCACGCGUGUGCACACUCACAUGCACCUGCAAGUGUGACCCUGCAUAUGUGCAUGCAACUGGUUGUGCAGAUCUACUUGUAUGUGCAGAUACCUUGAUGUCUGAGGGUUGCCUUAAUGCUAGACCAAAACAAAGGAAGAGAGAAGUAGUUGCUUAAAUAAAAACAGAAAAUGUUGGAACUACUCACCAGGUCAGACAACAUCUGUGGAAAGAAAAACAAAAACGGUUAAUAUUUCAGGUCUGGGACCUUUCACCAGAACUGACCCUUCACCAGUUCUGAUGAAGGAUCCCAGACCUGAAACGUUCACUGCUUUUCUCUGCACGGAUGCUGCCUGACCUGCUGAGUGUUUCCAGCAGUUUCUGUUUCUCUUAUACAUUUCCAGCAUCAGCAGUUUUUUUUUUAUUUUCAGUAGUUGUUUAAAACUGGACUAACCCAAGAAGAUCAAAUGGAUUGUAUUGAACUUUACUGUGAGGUAUAAACAUCUCAUCCAUCAUUGGGAUAGCAGACACUGAGCGAACACAGUCCACAAGGGUUGUGGAUGGACUUUCAACACAUUUGAAUUACACAGCCAUAUACUUUGCUUAAAUCCCAUCCCAUUGACUCAGUUUAGGUUUCUCUUUGGGGAGGAGCUGUGGGCUUUACUGGUGGAAAGCUUCCUUGGCCUCCGUGACAUCAUGGAGAUGAGGUCUCUUUGAGGAUGAGGCAGAACCAAACCAGCCAAAGGUAGAAGGCUCUGAGACCUGAUAUAACCCCUUUUUCUGUUUGCGUACUUUGACUUCAAUAAACAAUAGUGUGUGA
Molecule: messenger RNA, 2257 nt
Organism: Pristis pectinata (smalltooth sawfish)
Lineage: Eukaryota; Metazoa; Chordata; Chondrichthyes; Rhinopristiformes; Pristidae
Gene: smyd3
Product: SET and MYND domain containing 3
Exons: 12
Coding region: 52-1341 (429 amino acids)
Cellular component (GO): nucleus
Molecular function (GO): protein binding; histone methyltransferase activity
Source: RefSeq, a predicted model, not a curated record